UUUGGCUACUCAAGUCUCUCCCACACUCGUUCAGCCAAUUUGGUACCCCUGGUGAAUAGAGAAACGCAGUAAUGGAGCUCGAAAAGCCUCUGGUCUUGGAUUUUUAGGAUAUGUAUUCUGAUUGACAAUUCAACAGCAUACUAUAUAAUGGCACAGUAUGUGAGUUUGAUCACAACGUGCCCCCUCAAAUUGGGGUUUGCUCCUCAGAGAAGAGUUUCCAGUAUAAAAUAUGGAACUUCUGUUUUCAGAUCCUCAACCCGCCGCCUCAGGAUCCGAGCUGUGCAAGAGAAUGAAGGGCCUCGAAGGCUAAUUGAUAUCAUCAGAACCAUUCCCGAGCUCUCGAGGAACUAUUUUCGUAGGCCAUCAAGGAGGGCUCUCUUUGGGGGAAUUUCCUUGUUAGGUGGCUUUUAUGUGGCACAAACAAUUUCUCUGUCAUUUGGAGCAUUAGGAGUAAAUGAUGUGAUCGCUGCUGUGGUAUGUGUUUUAUUAACGGAGUAUGUGACCAGGUUUUAUUACAGCCGGCCGAAGGUAACCUUCCCCAUUGCUCUUCUCAACAAUUUCAAGAUGGGAUUCACUUAUGGCCUCUUCAUUGAUGCUUUCAAGCUUGCUAGUUAAUUAUGCUGACGAAACCAUUUGAGUCACUCGUCUUUUUGAGACAUUUUGGUUCUGUAAAGCUUACUUUCGAGUUACAAUAGUUGUUAAUUAUGCUUUUAAGCUUGAUUUA
Molecule: messenger RNA, 724 nt
Organism: Populus euphratica (Euphrates poplar)
Lineage: Eukaryota; Viridiplantae; Streptophyta; Magnoliopsida; Malpighiales; Salicaceae
Gene: NPQ6
Product: YCF20-like protein (DUF565)
Exons: 2
Coding region: 148-615 (155 amino acids)
Source: RefSeq, a predicted model, not a curated record